This is a messenger RNA of Xyrichtys novacula (pearly razorfish), 3605 nucleotides long. Lineage: Eukaryota; Metazoa; Chordata; Actinopteri; Labriformes; Labridae. The record is from the annotation of a GenBank genome assembly.
UGCGCGGGACCCGGAAGAGUGGGAAUUUUAAAUGGCUGUGUGUGCGGACUGCAAAAUAAAAAACUCACGGUUGGAAGAGAAGCUUUGUCGUUUGCAAAAUGAUCUCCGUGAGAAGGAUAGGCUGCUGGAGGGCUUCAUAUCUGUAGCUUCAGCUCAAGCCAAACAUAUAUCCCUGAGUCAGGCCUCCAGGAUCACCGGUCUUUCGCCCUCGGCUCUGGCACCACAGCUGGUUUCGGCCUCCGCUGCCACUCUGCCCUGGUUGGCCUCCCUGCAUUCUCCGAUCGGGCCGGCCGAGGGCCCUGCAGCCGAGGGUCCAGCCGGCUCACCCGUGCCGCACAGCGCAAAGCCGGCAGGCUGUCUCUCCACCUCUCCUCCCGCGCAUCGGUACAGUCAGGAUCUGAGACCGCUGGACGAUCCUGACACUGGCAUGGUAGCGGGGCUCCCAGCGCUCCCUACCCACAGCUCGACCCCAAAGCUGAAGGGGCAGCAAACCUGGCUCGAGGUGGCGCAACGCGGACGGAGGACGACUGCAGCGGAGAGAGUCCCCUCACCACCACGGCUCUCUCUCUCCAACCGCUUCUUGGCCCUGAGGGAUGAAGCUCCCGCUGUCCCAGUCCCUGCUCCGGCUCCACCUCUCCUGACGGUCCCAGCUCCAGCAGAGGCGGCUCCGCGGAUGUCCAACUCGGACCUGGCACCGCGGCCCUCCUCGACCGGGAUACUGCGUCGCAGGCUGCUGAAGGAGGCCGUCUCCAGGCGCUCGGAGAGGCUCCCCCGGGCCGGCAACAACCUCACUCCACCUGCGUCCGCUCACUGCCGACAAUCGCCGUCUCCUGCACAGGUGGAGCGCCCAACUUCCGAAGGCUUCAGCGCCUGCACACCAGCUCCUCAUCCCCUUUUUCCCCCGACCACGCUCAUCAUCGGAGACUCCAUAACCAGGUACAUCAGGUUUUUUAAUGCCAUCACUCACUGUUUUCCCGGCGCCACGGUACCUGUCAUCCUGGACAAACUUCUUAAUCUACUCCCCUCUCUCCCCUCCUCUGUCACUAAGAUUGUGCUCCAUGUUGGUUCAAACGACAUGUCCCUUAAGCAGUCAGAAACCACAAAGAGGGAUUUUAACUUGCUUUUUAACGUUUUAAAGGACACUGGAAAGACUGUUUUUAUCUCUGGCCCGAUCCCCACUCUCGGUCGUGGAGGGGAACGUUUUAGCAGGAUCCUCAGCCUCCACACCUGGCUCCAAUCCACAUGCCCCACCCACAACUUCGGUUUUAUUGACAAUUUUAAUCUGUUUUGGGACCGAGCAUCACUUUUUAGCCAUGAUGGGAUCCACCCCAACAGGCGGGGUAGCCGAAUGCUCUCUUGCAACAUCCAGUAUAUGAUCCACUCCUCACCCGUCUGACAGUCUGCACUCAGCAGCCCAUCUUUCCACAUCCAGGCCACCCCCCCUCCUCCUCACAAUAACCUCUGGUCAUCUCAAAACAGUCCCACAAUCCCCGCUUAUUCACCUGCCAACCCCCACCUUCCUCUGCCCCCCACUAGUACUAUCAGUAAAUCCGUGAUCCCAGUCCGCAUCACAUCCUCACGUCCUCCCCGUCCUCCAGCCAGACUUUGUCCCCCCACCAAUCUCAUCCUCAUCCCCCUGCUUCCUCGGCUACCCCGCCCUGCUUUUAACAGCAAACCUGCAAACUUUGGACUUUUAAACAUCAGAUCCCUCAACAACAAAACAUUUUUAUGCCAUGAUUUUAUCUCACAAAACAGUCUGGACUUUUUUAUUCUGACUGAAACUUGGCUGACUCCGGACAAUUGUAUUUCUCUUAUAGAAGCCACCCCCCCUGAUUUUACUCACCUCCAUCAGCCCCGGCAGUCAGGCCGGGGAGGGGGGGUGGCUGUCAUAUACAAGAAGGAUUUUAAAUGCACCCCCAUCACCUUCAGCACUUUUAGUUCAUUUGAGCACCUUGCUUUUAUUGUUAAAUUGAAAGAACUUGUUUUAAUCAUAAUCAUUUAUCGACCACCCAAACACAAUGCUGUUUUUAUUCAGGAGUUUUCAGAGUUUCUAUCCCUUUUUAUUUGUAAAUAUGACAAAGUUCUUAUUUUGGGUGAUUUUAAUGUACAUGUCUGUUGUCCCUCUCAACCCUUAACUGUUGAUUUUAUUGAAACUCUGGACUCCUUUAAUCUUACCCAGGCAAUACAGGAACCCACUCAUGUAAAGGGACACUGCUUAGAUUUGGUUUUAUUUACUGGACUUAGUCCUGGGGAGUUUUUAACUAAGGAUAUCUGUGUGUCAGAUCACUAACUGGUUUUAUUCUCCAUGGUUUUAUCCCAGCCCUCUUUUACCGAUCACACUCCUGUUUUUAGAAGGGUUUUUAAUGCAUCGUCUGCUAGCAAGUUUUCGGAGCUUUUUAUCUCUGCAUCUUUAACUGCCCUCAACCCAGAUUUUAAUCCAGUUUUUAACACUGAAGAGCUUGUCUCUCUUUUUAACAGUAUGUGUGGAACCAUCCUGGACUCUGUAGCUCCUCUGAAAAAGAAAAGAUCUAACAGAGAACCCCAACCCUGGCUCACAGAGUCCACCCAUGAACUAAAGAGAAUUUGUAGACGAAAACGAACGCAAAUGGAAGAAAACUGGGUUGGUGGUUUUCCUCGAAAUUUGGAGAGACUCCUUGAAAAACUACCAGAAGGCAGUUAAGGAUGCAAGGGCAGCAUUUUACUCAAAUUUGAUUUUAGCUAAUUAUUCAAACCCCAGAAUUUUAUUCAAGGUUUUAGAGUCUCUUUCAAACCCUUCCCCCUCUUAUUUUACUGAUGCUUCUCAAGAAACCUGUGAGAAGUUUUUAAUUCAUUUUAUUAACAAGGUUAUGGACAUCAGGCAUCAAAUCACCCCUCCCAGUCUCCCUGUGCUCUUAAGCCGGGAAGUUAAGCACUUUUUUAGUAGUUUUGAGCCGGUGUCCUUAAAAUUUUUAUCUGAUAUUUUAGCCAAAAUGAAACCUGCUACGUGCAGUCUUGAUUCUAUCCCCACCAGAUUUCUCUAAGAGGUUUUUAACGUGGUUGGGCCUUGCAUUUUAUCCAUCAUUAAUAGCUCUCUAGUGGAGGGAGUAUUUCCCUCUGCUUUUAAACACGCUGUGGUCCAACCCCUUUUAAAGAAGCCAAACCUUGACCCCUCUGAUUUUAACAAUUUUAGACCAAUUUCAAAACUUCCAUUUUUAUCCAAACUUUUAGAGAAGGUGGUUUCUAAACAGCUUUUAGGUUUUAUGUCCGAAAACAACCUCUUUGAGAAAUUUCAGUCUGGUUUUAGAGCAGGUCACAGCACUGAGACUGCCCUCCUCCGUGUGACCAAUGACCUUCUUUUAGCAGCAGAUAGAGGGGAGGGCUCAAUUUUAAUUCUUUUAGAUCUCAGUGCAGCUUUUGAUACAGUUGAUCAUACCAUUUUAAUUGAACGUCUUAAAAACUGGGUGGGUGUCAGGGGCACUGCACUUGGCUGGUUUCAGUCGUAUCUUUUAGAACGAACCUUUGCGGUCACCAUAGGCAAUCACACCUCCUCUACUUCUGCUAUCGCCUGUGGUGUUCCGCAAGGUUCAGUUUUAGGUCCAAUUUUAUUUUCUAUAUACAUGCUGCCC